GCCCGGCAGCAGCGGCGGCGGCUCCCCCCUCUCCCGGCCCCCCGUCCGGCAGCCCCGGUCUCGGCUCCCGCGGGGGACACCAUGUACUGGCUGGCGGCGCAGGGAGGCCGGCGCCCGGCGGGGAUGUUGGGUUAACGGCAUGGAGAACAGUCACCCCCACCACCACCACCAGCAGCCCCCGCCGCAGCCCGGCCCUUCGGGCGAGAGGAGGAACCACCAUUGGAGAAGUUACAAGUUGAUGAUUGACCCGGCUCUGAAAAAGGGACACCAUAAACUGUACCGCUACGAUGGGCAGCAUUUCAGCCUGGCGAUGUCCAGCAACCGCCCGGUGGAAAUUGUCGAAGAUCCCCGGGUGGUCGGGAUCUGGACCAAAAACAAGGAGCUGGAGCUGUCGGUGCCCAAAUUCAAGAUCGAUGAGUUCUACGUGGGCCCGGUGCCUCCGAAGCAGGUGACAUUUGCCAAGCUGAACGAUAACAUCCGCGAAAACUUCCUGAGGGACAUGUGCAAGAAGUAUGGGGAAGUGGAGGAAGUGGAGAUUUUGUACAACCCCAAGACCAAGAAGCACUUGGGCAUUGCCAAGGUGGUCUUUGCCACGGUCCGGGGAGCCAAGGAGGCGGUUCAGCACUUGCAUAGCACUUCGGUCAUGGGCAACAUCAUCCACGUGGAGCUGGACACCAAAGGGGAAACCCGCAUGCGGUUUUACGAGCUGCUGGUCACGGGCCGGUACACACCCCAGACCCUCCCGGUGGGCGAGCUGGAUGCUGUCUCUCCCACCGUGAACGAGGCCCUGCAGUUGUCUGAUGCUCUGAAGCGCCUCAAGGAUGGUGGCCUCUCUACCGGCUGUGGCUCUGGCUCCUCCUCUGUCACCCCAAAUAGUGGUGGGACACCCUUCUCCCAGGACACCGCGUACUCCAGCUGUCGCCUGGACACACCCAACUCCUAUGGGCAGGGCACGCCGCUCACGCCGCGCCUGGGCACCCCCUUCUCGCAGGAUUCCAGCUACUCCAGCCGCCAGCCCACACCCUCUUACCUCUUCAGCCAGGACCCCACGGUGACCUUCAAGACCCGGCGCCACGAGAGCAAGUUUACGGAUGCCUACAACCGCCGCCACGAGCACCAUUAUGUCCACAACUCCUCCGCGGUCCCUGUGGUGGCCGGGGCCACAGCCGCCUUCAGGGGCUCCGUGGACCUCCCGUUUGGGGCAGUCAGCAGUGGGGCGGGCGGUGGCCCUCCGUUCAAGGCCCAGCCCCAGGACUCAGCCACGUUUGCCCACACUCCGCCGCCCGCCCAAGCGACCCCCGCUCCCGGAGUCACAUUCAAGUCUGCUUUCUCUCCCUAUCAGACUCCUGUGCCCCCUUUCCCCCCACCCCCCGAGGAGCCCGCCGCCGCCACCGCCACCACCACCACCGCCUUUGGGGCCCGUGACAGCGGGGAGUUCCGGAGAGCCCCUGCGCCCCCGCCCCUGCCGCCCACCGAGCCCCGGACCAAGGAGAAGCCGGGCACGCCGCCCGGCCCCCCGCCCCCCGACGCCAACAGCAUGGAGCUGGGUGGCCGGCCAACCUUCGGCUGGAGCCCCGAGCCCUGCGACAGCCCGGGCACACCCACGCUGGAGUCGUCGCCCGCAGGGCUGGAGAAGCCCCACGACAGCCUGGACUCGCGCAUCGAGAUGCUGCUGAAGGAGCAGCGAACCAAGCUGCCCUUCCUCCCGGAGCAGGACUCGGACACGGAGCUGCAGAUGGAGGGCAGCCCCAUCUCCUCCUCCUCCUCCCAGCUCUCCCCGCUGGCGCCCUUCGGCACCAACUCCCAGCCGGGCUUCCGAGGCCCCACGCCCCCUUCCUCGCGCCCCUCCAGCACCGGCCUGGAGGACAUCAGCCCCACGCCCCUGCCAGACUCGGAUGAGGACGACGAGCUUGACCUGGGGCUGGGACCCCGACCCCCACCCGAGCCAGGCCCCCCAGACCCCACCGGUCUUCUGGGCCAGACAACUGAGGUGACCUUGGACCUGGCUGGAGACAGGACCCCAACCUCAGAGAAGAUGGAUGAGGGCCAGCAGUCCUCGGGUGAGGACAUGGAGAUCUCGGAUGACGAGAUGCCCUCAGCCCCUAUCACCAGUGCCGACUGUCCCAAGCCCAUGGUGGUGACCCCAGGGUCGGCGGCUGUGGGAGGCCCCUCUGUGCUGGCCCCGAACCUGCCGCUGCCCCCACCCCCUGGCUUCCCACCACUGCCCCCACCCCCGCCGCCACCUCCACCACAGCCUGGCUUCCCCAUGCCCCCACCUCUGCCGCCCCCGCCGCCCCCGCCACCCCCGGCCCACCCAGCCGUGUCGGUGCCCCCGCCACCUCUGCCGGCGCCACCCGGCGUCCCACCCCCACCCAUCCUGCCACCUCUGCCACCCUUCCCGCCCGGGCUGUUCCCCGUGAUGCAGGUGGACAUGAGCCACGUGCUGGGCGGCCAGUGGGGCGGCAUGCCCAUGUCCUUCCAGAUGCAGACACAGAUGCUGAGCCGUCUGAUGACUGGCCACGGCGCCUGCCCCUACCCCCCCUUCAUGGCUGCUGCGGCCGGGCUGCAGUUUGUCAACCUGCCCCCCUACCGGAGCCCCUUCUCCCUGGGCAACGCGGGCCCGGGGCGUGGGCAGCCCUGGCCACCCCUGCCCAAGUUCGACCCAUCAGUGCCGCCACCAGGCUACAUGCCACGCCAGGAGGACCCCCACAAGGCCACCGUGGACGGCGUCCUGCUGGUGGUGCUCAAGGAGCUGAAGGCCAUCAUGAAGCGCGACCUGAACCGCAAGAUGGUGGAGGUGGUGGCCUUCCGGGCCUUCGACGAGUGGUGGGACAAGAAGGAGCGGAUGGCGAAGGCCUCGCUGACCCCGGUGAAGUCGGGCGAGCACAAGGACGAGGACCGGCCGAAGCCCAAGGACCGCAUCACCUCGUGCCUGCUGGAGUCGUGGAGCAAGGGCGAGGGCCUGGGCUACGAGGGCCUGGGCCUGGGCAUCGGGCUGCGCGGGGCCAUCCGCCUGCCCUCCUUCAAGGUCAAGAGGAAGGAGCCCCCGGACACGGCCACGUCCGGAGACCAGAAGCGGCUGCGGCCCUCGACCUCCGUGGACGAGGAAGACGAAGAGUCGGAGCGCGAGCGAGACCGGGACAUGGUGGACGCCCCCUGCGAGCUCGCCAAGCGGGACCCCAAGGGCGUGGGGGUGCGGCGACGGCCGGCCCGGCCCCUGGAGCUGGACAGCGGCGGGGAGGAGGACGAGAAGGAGUCGCUGUCCGUGUCCUCGUCCUCAUCGGCGUCCUCCUCCUCGGGGUCCUCGACGACCUCACCCUCAUCCUCGGCCUCGGACAAGGAGGAGCAGGACAGCACAGAGGAGGAGGAGGAGGAGGAAGAAGAGGAGGAGGAGGAAGCCCCUGGAAGCCAGAUCUCCUCCUCCUCCACCUCCUCCACGUCAGAUAAGGAUGACGACAGCGACGGCCAGGAAGACUCAAAGAACGAUGACGAAGACUUGGCCCCGUCGGAGGCGAGUGACAAGGAGGACGGCGACUCGGAUGCAGAGGAGACGGCGAGCAUCGCCACCCGCAAGGCUGGAGCUGGAUCCUCCAGCGAGAGUUCUGAGUCUUCGGAGUUUGAAUCGAGUUCUGAGUCUUCGUCGUCAUCCUCGGAGGAUGAAGAAGAGCUGGUGGCCGGGGAGGAGGAGGAGGAGGAAGAAGAGGAGGAGGAGGAGGAGGAGGAAGAGGAGGCAACCACAGAUGAGAGCAUGGCUCCCGCCGUUCCCGAUGAGAACUUUGAGGAGGAUGUGGCCACGAGGGCCCCGGUGAUAGAACCCUUGACGGAAGAGGAAGUGGACAUCGAGGCUGAGGACGAAGGCCCUGAGGAGCGGACCCCCACAUUGGAAGAGCCGCCCCUGCCUGUGGGUGUGGAAGAGCCCCCCAAGGAGCCAGGUCUGAACCAGGAAGUGGCCAGGCCACUGUCUCCGGAGCCUCCUGCGAAAGACACGGAGGCCCGCCCCCCGCCAUCCCCGGAGCCCCCCCGAGGGGAGGACCUGGAGGCGAAGCCCGAGCCCCCUGCGCUGCUCUCCUUACCUCUGCAGCCACCGUUGCCGCCCCCUCGACCGCCCCGGCCACCCAGCCCACCGCCUGAGCCCGAGACCCCAGAACCCCCACACCCGCCCGUCCCUCUGGAGCCUCCCCCUGAAGACCAGCCCCCCCGUACGCCAGGCAUCUGUGGCGGCCUGGCCAAGUCGCAGAGCACAGAGACGGUGCCGGCCACCCCGAGCGGGGAGCCCCCGCUGUCGGGGGGCAGCAGCAACCUGUCGCUGAGCUCCCCGCAGGUGCCCGGCAGCCCCUUCUCCUACCCGUCCCAGUCCCCCAGCUUGGGCAGCGGUGGCCUCCCGAGGACCCCCGGCCGGGACUUCAGCUUCACGCCCACCUUCCCCGAGCCCGGCGGGCCCCUGCUCCUGCCCAUCUGCCCCCUCCCCACCGGCCGCCGCGAUGACCGGCCCGGCCCUCUGCCGUCCCAGGUGCUCCUGGAGACGGGCCUGCCGCUCCCUCUGCCCCUGCCCCUGCCCCUGCCCCUGGCUUUGCCUGUACCCGUCCUGCGGCCCCAAACUCGGGCCCCUCCCCAACUGCCGCCCCUGCUGCCCACCCCCCUGGCCUCCUGCCCGCCCCCCAUCAAGAGGAAGCCAGGCCGGCCCCGCCGAUCCCCGCCGGCCUUGCUCUCCCUGGAUGGGUCCUUGGUCCGGCCACCGGGGGCGGCCGCCCUGGGCAGGGACCUUCUGCUCUUGCCAGGCCAGCCACAGACCCCCGUCUUCCCCAGCACCCACGACCCCCGGGCUGUGACCCUGGACUUCCGGAACACGGGGAUCCCAGCCCCCCCACCGCCCCUGCCUCCCCAGCCUCCCCCGCCCCCGCCCCCACCCCCCGUGGAGCCCACCAAGCUGCCCUUUAAGGAGCUGGAGAACCAGUGGCUCUCGGAGGCCAUCCCUCCGGGUCCCCGCGGGCGUGACGAGGUCACCGAGGAGUUCAUGGACCUGGCCAAGGUGCGCGGCUCCUGGCGCCGGCCGCCCAAGAAGCGCCACGAGGACCUGGUGGCCUCGGCCUCGCCCGAGCUCUCCCCGCCGCAGCCCCUCUUCCGGCCCCGGACGGAGUUCGAGGAGAUGACCAUCCUGUACGACAUCUGGAACGGUGGCAUCGACGAGGAGGACAUCCGCUUCCUGUGCGUCACCUACGAGCGGCUGCUGCAGCAGGACAACGGCAUGGACUGGCUCAACGACACCCUCUGGGUCUACCACCCUUCCACCAGCCUCUCUUCAGCCAAGAAAAAGAAACGGGACGAUGACAUCCCCGAGCACGUGACAGGCUGUGCCCGCAGCGAGGGCUUCUACACCAUCGAUAAGAAGGACAAGAUCAGAUACCUCAACAACACCCGCGCCAGCACAGACGAGCCCCCCACAGACACCCAGGGCAUGAGCAUCCCGGCGCAGCCGCACGCCUCCACCCGGGCCGGCUCCGAGCGGCGUUCGGAGCAGCGCCGCCUGCUGUCCUCCUUCACUGGCAGCUGUGACAGCGACCUGCUCAAGUUCAACCAGCUCAAGUUCCGGAAGAAAAAGCUCAAAUUCUGCAAGAGCCACAUUCACGACUGGGGCCUGUUCGCCAUGGAGCCCAUCGCGGCCGACGAGAUGGUCAUCGAGUACGUGGGCCAGAACAUCCGCCAGGUGAUCGCAGACAUGAGGGAGAAACGCUACGAAGACGAGGGCAUCGGGAGCAGCUACAUGUUCCGGGUGGACCACGACACCAUCAUCGACGCCACCAAGUGCGGCAACUUUGCUCGCUUCAUUAACCACAGCUGCAACCCCAACUGCUACGCCAAGGUGAUCACGGUGGAGUCGCAGAAGAAGAUCGUCAUCUACUCCAAGCAGCACAUCAACGUCAACGAGGAGAUCACCUACGACUACAAGUUCCCCAUCGAGGACGUCAAGAUCCCCUGCCUCUGCAACUCCGAGAACUGCCGGGGGACCCUCAACUAGGCCCGGCCCCGCCUCCCCCCAUUUCAGGUGCUGUCCUCUACCCAGCGGCCACGUCAGGGCCUGGCGCCCCAACACUACCCCCAGGACCCCGGCUCCAGCCCUCAGUGGGAAAGGGCUUCUCUGUCCGUCAGCCUGUGUCUUGUCCCGCGAGGACGUGUGUUCGACGCCACGUGAACGCCCCCGUUCCUGUGUCGCUCUCCCCGGCGCGCCAUCUCCCUCUCUCCUGUCUCUUUCCCGUUCUCGUCAUCAGCCUCUUCCCGUGAAUGCUGCUACGUUGUCUUGUCUUCCCUUUAUUCUCUUUCUUGUCAAAAGAAAAGACAUUUUAACCGUUGAAAUGUGAAGGCAGAAUCGGAGAGCGGGGACCCCGGCAGGGGCUGCAGAGGCCUCUGUUUGACGGUGUGUUGACCCACGAGCUGGAGACGCCGGUCCAGGGGGCCGCGCCAGGUGCUGCACAGAGGAGGGGUCUGCCGGGGGCUCUGCCCUCAGAACACUAUGGAAGGCCCGCCCUCUACCCGCGGACUCCGUGAGAAGAACCU
Molecule: messenger RNA, 6552 nt
Organism: Eptesicus fuscus (big brown bat)
Lineage: Eukaryota; Metazoa; Chordata; Mammalia; Chiroptera; Vespertilionidae
Gene: SETD1B
Product: SET domain containing 1B, histone lysine methyltransferase
Cellular component (GO): Set1C/COMPASS complex
Molecular function (GO): RNA binding; protein binding; histone H3K4 methyltransferase activity
Source: RefSeq, a predicted model, not a curated record